Blepharisma stoltei is the source of this 1784-nucleotide messenger RNA. The record is from the annotation of a GenBank genome assembly. Lineage: Eukaryota; Ciliophora; Heterotrichea; Heterotrichida; Blepharismidae.
AUGGCUGAAAAGGUCCUUACUGCUUUCACUUUUAAAUUGGAACAAAAAAUCCUAUUAAAGGGGAUUUUUUAUUUAUUUUUUUCUCCAAAAAACAUUUUUUUAAAUUUAAAAGUUAAAAAAUAUUAAUUGAAUGCAAUAUAUUUUGAAUUUAAUUUAUAUUUAUAAAGAAUUAAAUUAAGAAAUUAAUCUUCCAGUGUGAAAAAUGUUUAAAUAAUACUUUUUCCGUUAAAAAUAAUUUAUAAAGUUUAUUAUUUCACUAUAAAGCUUAGUAUUUUUUUACUAUAAAAUUAUUAUUUUCACCUAUAAAAUUUUCCUAUAUUUUGUUCGAAUUUAAAGAGGAGAAGUUAAUAAGCUAGGCACAUUAGGAGGUUUAUUACUUUUGUCAAGUUUUGGAAUAAACAAGUUCUGCUACUUUGUUGAUGGUGGCGAACGAGCUUUGGUGUUUGACAGAUUCAAAGGUAUUAAGCCUGACGUGUUCGGAGAAGGAAUUCACUUUAUGGUCCCGUUUAUCCAAUGGCCUAUCUUUUUUGAGAUCCGUACAACAGCUAAAACCAUCAACUCCAAGACAGGUACAAAGGAUCUGCAAAUGGUUAACAUUGACCUCAGAUUUUUGUAUAGACCUGACCCAGCAUAUCUCCCAUCAAUUUACCUUAAUUUGGGAAAAGAUUACGAUGAGCGUGUCUUACCAUCUAUUGGAAAUGAAGUUUUAAAGUCCAUUGUGGCCCAAUACAGCAAGGAUUUAUUUUUCAAAAAAAAUUUAAAAAAAUAUUUUUUUAAUAAUUUUUUAAAAAAAUAUAAUCUACCAAUACAACGCAGAACAGCUUCUUACCCAAAGAGAACAAGUUUCACACGAAAUCAGAGAAAGACUUACACAAAGAGCUAACGAGUUCCAUAUAGUCCUUGAUGAUGUCGCUAUCACACACUUGAACUUUGGGCCUGAAUUUACAGCUGCUUGCGAGCAAAAACAAGUCGCUCAACAAGACGCUGAAAGAGCCAAAUUCUUGGUCAUGAAAAGAGAACAGGAAAGAAAAGCUGCAAUUAUAAGGGCUGAAGGAGAAGCUGACGCUGCGAGACUUGUGUGCUAUUUAUUUAAAUUGUUAUAUAGUGCUUUCAGCCAGCCAUGUCGGCUUUUCACGUUCCUUGCUUCGCUUCACCCUCUUGCUCGCCGGUCCGAUUUUAUGGCCUUAAGGCAUGCGCACUCCUUCUGAACGAGAGAGCAUGACUCAUCACCCUGAGGUAAAGAUGCUGGAUCACCUACGCCAAAGGAUAUACCCUUUCUGAAAAUUAAAAAAAGUUAAUUUUCUGGUCAGGCUAUCAGCUCGAAUAAAACUUGUAGCCCAGGGCGCAACUUUUGGUGUCACACUGGGAAAGUGCCCGAUUUGCCAAGCGAACGCACUUGCUGGACUAUGCCUUUUCAACUUCCAAGUAUCAUCGUCCAUCGAAAUAAAACCUUGCCCUGGAUGUGACCCUGCCACUCUCAGCCCAGCAUUAUGCUCCGCCAAACCAAGCAAAGCCCAGCCAGACAUUCUCACCACACGAUGCUCUCCUUUCUAUAAAUCCCAAACUCCUGUCUAGCUACAGAUGUUAUGAGGGCAGGUUUGUUCUCCUCACCAACAUUAAGUGUACAAAGACUUGUGUCAGAAGCCAUUAAGACUCACGGAAGUGGACUUUUAGAAAUCAGAAGAAUUGAAGCAGCGAAAAAUAUUGCAGGAAGCUUGUCGAAGGCACCAAAUAUUACAUAUUUGCCAGGUGGGAAUGCAAAUCUUCUUAAUAUUCCAGUUUAA